Messenger RNA from Microcebus murinus (gray mouse lemur), 2452 nucleotides. The record is from RefSeq and is a predicted model, not a curated record. Lineage: Eukaryota; Metazoa; Chordata; Mammalia; Primates; Cheirogaleidae.
AUGAUGGGGCCCCUGGGAAAUGGGCCUGGCUCGCUACCGGAGUCGCGGAUACCUGCCCUGGGAAGGAGCCGAGAGGCGCGGAGGCCCCGACAUCCAGGCAGCUCCUCGGAGAACGCGACGCAGCCCUUCCUCGCAGCCCGCUCCACUGCGGGUCCAGAACGUUCUCCUCCCAGAGCCCCGCCCAGGCAGGCUCCGAGCAUCUCCGACCAGACACCACCACCCACCACCCGGAGGAUCCGCCACGGCGCCCCGGGGCGCCUUGCGACAGGCCCGGCCCGCCCAGAAGGUUUGCAGGUGACGCUGGCAGCACGGGCGCAGGUGAGGCAGACACGGGAAGUCCACACUGCACCAGUCACGCGUGUGAGCAACCCACCCAGAGCUCAGAGGAAAGACAAGACCAAGGACUCCCGUGAAGAGGCUCUUCAUGAAAAGGUAGAAAGUGAUGCUGCACAUACCUGGGCUUUCUGUCCUGGGGGCGUUUUCUAUUCUUCGCCUUUAAAGUGCCUUGGGAGUGCUUUCCCUGCUGCAGGUGAGCCCUCAGGAAGCGGCGGGUCACUCGUCAAGGUGGGGCUGCUGGAAGAUGUCCCUGGUGGUGGUGUCUCCUGCCAGGUCCUCAAGGGGAAUAGCCACCCAGGCUGGGGUGAGGAUGCAGAGAGGAGGCCCACUCUGAACCAAGCUCCCUCCUCCCCUUCCCUUCACACUGCAUUCCCGAAGUGUCAGAACAGGGGGAAGACUCAGCGUUCUGAGUGAAAAUGCAGUAGAUGGCCAAGUGUUUCCAAGUUUCCUGAUGCUUAGCACUGGCCAGAGUCCCUGUCUGCAGCCUGGACUCGAAGAACCGUGACCUGUCCCUGGCAGAGGCCGUAGCCCGGGGCUGCAGCCCAGCUUGGGACUCGGGUUCCUUAGGAAGUGAAAGGCCUUUCUGCAAACCUCCCUGACUGCCACGACUCGGCCACGGUAGGGCUGGCGCCCCUCGCCCUUUGCACCCAGACUCCAGAUGCAUCCAUCGCUGCCCGCCACGGGGCAGCCUUGAACUGGGCCAUCCCAUCCCUGCCCGAGCCCGCCCACACCUGUGCUACCAGAAUGUUACCUGUCCCCAGUGCUCUCGGCGGAGCGUAGAGAACCGAGAAAGGAGGCUCGGUGUGAAUUAAAAAUGCAAUAUGGAUCUCAAAAGACAUCAAAGUCUCUAUUUCAAUUUUCAAGAACAAAAUGCUUUUCAUGGAACGGCGCUGCAAUUACCUUGCAUUAUAAAUACCCAAGGCCUUUCAGCACCGUUUCCAUCUUCUCGUUUCUCACGCACGAUCUUAGUGCAGAGUGACACCUGCCUCAGUUUUAAUUAAAAGCUCAUAAUGUACAAGCGUAUUCAGAAGGAUAAAGGACACGGAUCCCCUUUGAGGGUAAUUAUGUGCUCGUCGUAGUCCAUUUACUGCACCCCCAAGGCGUGUGGGACUCAGCUCGUGCUCAGUGUGGACUCGCUGGAGCUUUGCCGCCGGUCGCAGGUGUUGAGCGGGUCCAGCGAGGAGCACACUAUCCUGGAUGGUCGAUCAAGAAUAUGAACCACCCACGUACCCAAGACCACUGUGGGCUGAAGGGGUGUCUCUGUGCCCGCUGCUUCAGCCUGGAGGGGCAAUAGGGAAGGAAGUCUUGGAUGGCGUCUCCCAGCCUGCGCACCAGGGCGCCCCUCAGCCCUGGAAUCCCUGGGGUGGCAGCAGCGGUUGGCAGCAUUUUCCCAGUGAAGAAGUUGCCCCUGAGUGGGCAGACAAUUCUUUUUGUUCGUUAAGCUUGUAUUUUCCUCAAAUGUGCCAGGCUCUGUCCUUGGUGCUGAAGGUAUAAAUGAUAGCAAAACAGAUUCACUCCCAUUCUCAAGGGAGCAGCACGAGAGAUCAGCAAUUGUGUGAGGCCCAGAGUGGCUGAGCAAAAUAGACCUGAAUGAGUGAAUAAAUGACCGAAUCUAUGAAAUUGGAAGAUAGUAAAACUGUUUUAACACCAGUGCCAGCUGGCCUCGCUGCAGGCAGGUGGGCACUGCCACUCCCUGCUGUGCGUGUUCACGGGUCCCGUCUUUCUGGAGUGCGAGUGACAGUUUGCAUCGGAACACGGUAAAGGGCCUUUGACUCAGUGAUCCAGUUUCCAGAGUGUGUCCUCAAUGUUUGUCGUGUGCAAAGAUAGCAACCGUAUUUACUACAAGAAAACAUUUGGAAUAGCCUCCAUUUUCAACAAUAUGGGACAGAAUGAAUAAAAACUGAAAUGAUGUGAGAUGCUCUGAUCCCCACAUCGGAUUUACUGUCUGCAGAGCCCGGGGAUCUGUGUAUUAAAGACACCUUGGAUAAGUACGACUUUCAUCAGAGGCAACCAUCAUUGUCAGAGGAGGAUGUUUAAUGACUAAGACAAAAAUCACAUAUUAUUGAACAAAAAUACAGGUUACAAUAAAGUGAGACAAUUUUCAUUUGAAAAACCA